AUGCCUGUGUCUGAUCCUAGUUCUGGCCGCACGUUCGUAUGGAUCAUAACUGGCGUUUUGUUCAUCUCUAUAUUGGCAGGUGGUGCAUGCCUUGUGGCCUACGUACUCCUUCCUGAAUCAGAAACAUCAUCAUCUUGGAUUCCCGAAAUUGGGGUGGGUUUGGUUUGCCUACCAUGGCUCUUUUGGUUCCUCACCUUCAUAUACAGAAUCUUGUCAAGGAUUUUUGGAUGUAGAGUUAGUAUAGGCUCUGGUGGAAGUGGAGGAAAUUGGGCUUCUGCAAAAUCAGACGAGGAGAUCGCAUCUCAGGCAAAAGGUACCAACUUAAAUAGGGCAUCAUCCGUUGCUUCACACGAGAGUGAAAUGGCACUUGCCAAAUCUAUGGCCACAUGA
Sphenostylis stenocarpa is the source of this 390-nucleotide messenger RNA. Lineage: Eukaryota; Viridiplantae; Streptophyta; Magnoliopsida; Fabales; Fabaceae. The record is from the annotation of a GenBank genome assembly.